AUGGGAGAUCUGCUUUUGACUGAUAAGGAGGCUGCCGGGCUGGUCAUCAAGGGCAUCGAGCGGGAGUCGGUGCCCCGGCCCAGGUGGGCGAUGGUGGGCAAGGUGUGCUCGCCGAGGAAGCUGGUGAUCGGAGCCUUUGAUCGCGCGAUGCAGCGAGCAUGGGGUCUGCAUGGCCCUGCACACUUUAAGGAGAUCGGCGACAACAGGUUCGUGGUCAGAUUCACUAGGGAAGGAGAUUGGAAACAUGUUAUGAAGAAUGGUCCGUGGCAGUUUGACUUCAAUGUCGUCCUGCUGAAGGAGUAUGAUGGUUCCAUUAGGCCAUCGGACAUGGUGUUUGAUUCGCUGGACAUGUGGGUGAGGGUCAGAGAUUUGCCGAUGGACAUGAUGAAUAAAGUUUUUGGCAAACUGAUUGGCAAUUGGGUGGGAAAGUACAUCUCAACUGAUGUGGAUGACGAAGGCAUAGCUUGGGGGAAGGAUCUACGCAUAAGGGUGUCGGUUCGUAUCGACCAACCUUUGAUGAGAGGUGUAAGUUUAAGGGAAUCUGAGGAAGAAGUGGAGGGAAAGUGGUUUGAGCUGCAAUAUGAGAAGAUCCCACACUUUUGUUUUGAAUGUGGACGGCUGGUUCAUACGGAAGAUGGCUGCCAGGCUGAGAAGGAGGAAGUCCCGCAGUGGGGAGAGUGGCUGAGGGCAUCACCGGGCAGAAGUCAGAAACCGGCGCCUCCUGCUCGUCCUUCGUUCUCCUCUGGAAGCUACACGAGUAGGUCGGCUGAUUCGGAAUUCCGCUACAGAGGCGGUGUUUCCAUUCGUGAUAUCCCUCCGAGGAGAAAUUUAGCCAGAGACUUUGCUUAUUCUAGCUCAUCACGCACUGGCGAUGUUGAGUCUGGAAGGGAGAGUGGAGGGGUGACGAGUCCUAUGAAAGGGAACCGGAUGUGGCCAUAUGACAAGCAGGAUGGGAAGGAGCCUAUGAUCGAAGCGCCAAGGAAGAGCAAAGGGGGAACAUUCACCCGCAGACCAAGAGGCCAGGGGCUUAACCAGGCCAUGGACGUGACGAGUGUACCACAGGGUGCUUUGUCCAGGAAAAGGGGUACGAAGCUGGCCUGGGUACCUGUUCCGGUCCAGGUGGUUGGGGAAGGGAGUUCAGAAUCAGCAGGAAAACGACAGCGUACUGCUUCUGUCUUCGACAGGCUAGAAGAUCCAUCGGCGGACCCUGCGGGCCAGGGCCGCCGGGCACAAUGA
Lolium perenne is the source of this 1236-nucleotide messenger RNA. NCBI's taxonomy places the organism in Eukaryota, Viridiplantae, Streptophyta, Magnoliopsida, Poales, Poaceae. The record is from RefSeq and is a predicted model, not a curated record.